CUAUCGCGAAAGUUGAUGCUAGUUUACGAGAUUGAGGAAUUUCGGCGAUUUUCGAUGGGACAACAAGAGAGCUUUGAAAUUGAACAAAUCCGCAAGUCGUGGAAGGAAAAGCAACCCGAUUCGUGGUACGAACAUCACGUAAAAUUCGACGAUGAUAAUCUUCGGAAGACAAAAGAGACGGGAUCGAAACCUGUGAAGAUGGAUUUUGACGAAUUAUUGCCACACGUCGGAGAAUAUGGAAUUUAUCAAGUGUUUUUGUUCCUUUUAAUGUGUCCAUUUUUGUUCUUUUUGGCGUUUGUGUACAUGAGUCAGAUGUUCAUGACAUUGACGCCGAACGAUCAUUGGUGCAAUGUGCCUGGAGUGAGCAAUUCUAGCAUGCGAGAUGAGGAAAUUAAAGCGAUUUUCAUACCGAAAGUCGAUCAUCAGCAGUAUUCGAGAUGCACGCGAUACGACGUUGAUCCAAAUGAGGUGCUAACGAGCAUCGCAAACGGCAGUGAUAUUGGGCAGCUUCAGAGGGAAUGGAAGGAAAUUGAGUGCGAUGUAGGAUGGAGUUACAAUCGAACGGAGGUUCCUUAUUCCAGUCUUGGAAUGGAGCUAAACUGGGUUUGCUCUCAAGGCUAUUUCCCGAAUGUCGCCGUGUCAAUUUACUACGUUGGCGCCAUUCUCGGAGGACUUUUAUUCGGUUAUCUCUCCGAUCAUUACGGGCGUUUGCCCACUUUGGUCCUUGCUAACAUGGUAGCUCUCGCAUUCGGACUUUCAACGAUUUUCGCAACGAAUUUUUGGACCUUCAGCUUGUACCGCUUCAUGGUUGGCUUUGCUUACGACAAUUGCUACGUCAUGUUCUACAUCAUCGUGUUGGAAUACACGGGAGUGAAAUGGCGAACUUUUGUAUCGAACAUGAGCGUCGGAACAUUUUUCACUGCUGCCAUGUGUUUAGUUCCGUGGCUUGCAAUUUGGACAGAAGAUUGGAGACUUUUUACCGUUGUGACAGCAGCUCCUAUUGGUUUAGUUAUUUUUGCACCGCUGGUUUUGCCGGAAUCAGCAAGAUGGCUAAUGAGCAUGGAAAGGGUUGAUAAAUGCAUUAAAAUCAUGAAACGAAUUGCACGAAUUAACGGAAAAACUGUCGAUGAUGCCGUUUACGAGGAAUUCCGGAACUCAAACAUGAAUCAAACUUCCGUUCCUGAGGAAAAAACAAAUUUUACCAUCUUGGAUCUCUUCAAAACGCCAAGAAUGCGAAAAAUUACCGUUUUACUUUGUGUCAUGUGGAUGACUACAUCGCUCGUCUUCGAAGGUCAUGCUCGAAAUGCCGGCAGCAUCGGAUCGAAUAUUUUCAUCGUUCAUACAAUCGGGUCCUUCACGGAAUUCCCUGCCGAUAUAAUUCUCGUCUUAAUUCUCGAUAAAGUCGGGCGUCGUUGGUGUUGUUCGGUUGCUCUCAUGCUCGGCGGGCUUUUUAGUCUUUUAUCGACUUUAGCUCCGUUUGGCAUUUAUUCUGCUGCUCUUGCGAUUGUCGGACGUGCCACAGCGAAUUUUUCCUACAACUUGGGUAUUCAAUAUGCAGCGGAACUGCUACCAACUGUCGUGCGAGGACAAGGACUCACUUUUGUGCACAUCAUGGGAUAUUUGGCGAGCAUGGUUGCUCCGUUGGUUGUUUAUCUCUCGAAUAUUUGGACAUUGCUACCAAUGAUCGUUUUGGGUAUCGUAGGACUUGUUGGCGGAUUUUUGUGUCUUUAUUUGCCCGAAACGUUGGGAUGUGAUUUGCCUCAAACAAUUGAGGAUGGAGAAAAUAUCGGAACUGAGCAGAAAUUUUUUGAUUUUCCUUGUUGCGCGAAUCGGAGAAUCAGUAAAAAGGAUGAAAAGGAAAUCGUUAGGGUUAUUGUCAAGAAUGCCAGUGUUAGUGAAGGCAAAUAAAAAAUAUAUUUUAAAAUGUAAAAAAAAUAUUAAAAAUUAAUAAAAAUUGUGUUUUGAAGG
Molecule: messenger RNA, 1968 nt
Organism: Culicoides brevitarsis
Lineage: Eukaryota; Metazoa; Arthropoda; Insecta; Diptera; Ceratopogonidae
Product: solute carrier family 22 member 2-like
Exons: 5
Coding region: 16-1908 (630 amino acids)
Biological process (GO): transmembrane transport
Cellular component (GO): membrane
Molecular function (GO): transmembrane transporter activity
Source: RefSeq, a predicted model, not a curated record